UUGAUUUCCAAGUCGGUUCGAGAGUUGAGCCGCGAAGGUUAAGUCCUCGUUGUUGUUGCCGCCGCACAUCGUCAUGAAGUCAUGGUUUUGGACGCCCCGAAUAGCAGGUCCGUUUGAAAUAUCUUGAACUCCGAACACCGCACAAGGCAAUCAAUUUCCAGGCACCGUUUUACCCCAUUCUGAUAAACUUUCGGGGUAGAUUAACCGACUCAUUGCAUUGUAUCAGCUUGCAGAGUACGUCCCCCCUACGCAGUACAAUUUUCUGAUCUUGCUUUAGCGUUCUCACCCCUUGCCCACGCCAUCAUGCGAGACCACUACAAUCCCUUCAUCGGGCAAUCAAGCCCAGAGAAUGCAGAUUACCGACUGCCGAAGAAUGUCAAGCCGACUCAUUACGACCUGCAUCUCGAGCCUGAUCUGGAGAACGGCUCGUUUGGCGGGUCGGUUGUCAUUCAUUUCGAUGUUCUCCAAGACACCAAAUUCAUCCUUUUAAACUCCGACGAGAUCAAGAUACUCACCACGGUGCUUGUUCAGUCUUCCGGCAAAUCAAUCAAGAUCGAAAGAGUCCACUACCAUGAACUCCAGCAAACAAUUAUGAUUCCCCUCCCCGAGUCAAUCCCGGCGGGCUCGAAGAUUCGGAUCCGUCAGACAUUCAAAGGUCGUUUGAAUUCUUCCAAGAAGAUGUCCGGCUUCAACAGGAGUAGGUACGUAGGACGUGAUGGAAAGCCAAAAUGGUUUGGCUCCACACAAGGUCAGCCAACUGGUAUCCGUCAGAUCUUCCCUUGCGCAGAUGAGCCCGGCUUGAAAGCGACGUUUUCCUCAACCCUGAUUGUAGACCAAGGUCUUACUGCUCUCAGUAACAUGGACAUUGCCUCGGAGGAAGAGAUCAGUAGCGACAAGAAGAAAAUCGUGUUCAACAAAACCCCCCCGAUGUCUACAUACCUGGUUGCUUUCGUUGUGGGAGAGCUCAACUACAUUGAAUCCAAUGACUACAGGGUCCCAGUCAGAAUCUAUGCAACCCCAGAUCGAGACAUCAAACAGGGAGCCUUCUGCCUGGAUGCUGGAGCACGCGCAAUGGUAUCCCAUGAGGAGACCUUUGGUUCGCCUUAUCCGCUUCCCAAGCUAGACAUGGUGGCUGUUCCUGGUCAUUCUGGAGCAAUGGAAAACUGGGGCUGUGUCAUAUACGGCGAACAAUAUCUGGUCUCCGACGAAUCCGAUGCUUCGGCAAAGGAUAAUCUGUCGAAAGCUUAUGUCGUUACUCACGAGCUAGCCCAUCAAUGGUUUGGCAACAUCGUGACAGCGUCUUGGUGGGACUCUAUCUGGUUGAAUGAGUCUUUCGCAGACUGGGCUACAUACAAUGCAGUCACGCACAUCUGGCCGGAAUGGGAGCCGUGGUCGGAGUUUGUGGCUGGACAUCCGAACGGAGGUUUGAAUGCUUACCAAGCUGCGCUGGCUUUGGAUUCUAAUCGCGGGAGCCAUCCGAUUGAGGUCCCUGUCAAUACACCUUCAGAAAUCUCCCAGAUCUUCGACUCGAUUACUUAUGCGAAGGGAUGCACAAUCUUAAGAAUGUUAUCGGAAUUUCUAGGCGUAGAAGUAUUCAUCGAAGGUGUGCGGCUUCAUCUCAAGAGACACGCGUUUGGGAACGCGACUACGAAUGAUCUAUGGGACUCUCUCGGCACUGUGAGUGGCCAGGACGUUCAAAAGAUCAUCUCAAUAUGGACGCAGAAAGUUGGAUACCCUGUUCUCUCAAUCAUUGAGGACGAAGAAUCAAAAACUAUCGAGAUCUCCCAACAUCGGUUCCUCCAAUCUGGCAAGGUUCCCCCUGAAGCUGACAGAGUCCUCUAUCCUGUCUAUCUCAAGACCAAGACCCAGCAAGGCAUUGACCAGAAGUCCCAACUCUCGUCUCGCGAAAACACGUUUCCGGUUGAUCUCAAAUUCUACAAACUCAACGCAGGCCAAACAGGUUUGUACCGCAUCUCGUAUCCUCUCUCUCGCUGGAAAAAUCUUGGUCAACAGCUCUACUCCUCUGGCCUCCUCUCCUCAAUUGAUCGAGUUGGUCUCAUUUCCGACCUUCGCGCCAUCGCAACAGCCGGCCAAACAGAAAUUCACACCUCGCACCUCUUCGGGUUCCUCUCUCAUUUUAAGAAUGAAAGAAAUUAUUUUGUUUGGCGCCAGAUACUCGUCUGUCUGCAAGAUGUCUACGGAGCAUGGCUCUUCGAAGAUUCUUCCACUCUCGCUGCAUUGAAAAGAUUUCAAGCAGACCUAAUGUCUAAGGUUUUGGGCGGCUUGGGCCAAGACCUGUGGAGCUUCAAGCCAGGCGAGAGUUACAAAGAACAGAGUUUCAAAGCUGUCCUGUUCGGGAAUGCUGCGGGCUAUGAAAUUGUGAAACUCACCGCUUCGUACCUUUUCGACCAGUUCAUGGAUGGCGAUACCAAGGCCGUGAACCCGAACAUCAGACAAGCAGUGUUUAGAAUAGUGCUUUCUGACCCCAAAUUGUCGGACAACGACGACAACUACAAUAAGCUCCUUCACGUCUUCCGCACGACCUCCAGCCUAGGAACCCGCUCAGAUGUUAUCAAAGCUCUCGGCCACGCAACUUGUCCUACCCUAGUGCAAAAGACUCUCGACUUCGCCAAUUCCACCGAAGUCCAGAGCACGACCGACAGGAACGCAAUCUUCUCCGCGCUUUCCGCACAUCAAAAUGGCAUCGACGCCCUCUGGAAAUACCUAACAGGUAAUUGGGACGAGAUUGUUGGCGAGAGAGGCGGUAUUAUGGGUGGGAGGUUUGUGGGGUUUUGUGUGGAGGGCUUCACGAGGGAAGGCCAGCUGAAAAAGGUUGAGGAUUUUCUGAGAAGGCAGAAGGGGAAUGGUGUGGAGAAGUUCGAGAAGUUUUUGGAGCAGAGUUUGGAUGCUGUGAGGGCGAAGGUUGGGUGGGUUGAGAGGGACCGGAAGGAGGUGAGAGAGUGGUUGAGGGCGAAUGGGUAUUACGAAGAUGACUCUUAGAUAGGAAAGAAGAGGGCAUCUUUGAUUCAUUUUUUGGCAUGUUCUUACAAGCACAAUACAGAAGGAAAGUGAUGUUUGUUAUCUUCCAGGUGUGAAGCACGUGAUUAGCGAGAAGCCCCUAUAAAUUUCGGGAGAGACACCCUAAAGGAGUCCAGGGUCCAUCCUGAAAGGAGAUGCCCUGAGCUGAAUCAAUACAGAAUGAAG
This is a messenger RNA of Hyaloscypha bicolor E, 3204 nucleotides long. RefSeq names its product lysine aminopeptidase ApsA. Lineage: Eukaryota; Fungi; Ascomycota; Leotiomycetes; Helotiales; Hyaloscyphaceae. Gene Ontology annotation, biological process: peptide catabolic process; proteolysis. Gene Ontology annotation, molecular function: peptide binding; metalloaminopeptidase activity; zinc ion binding. Gene Ontology annotation, cellular component: cytoplasm. The record is from RefSeq and is a predicted model, not a curated record. The transcript has 2 exons. The coding region runs from base 304 to 3000 and encodes 898 amino acids.